AUGUUCUACGUGAUGGCUAAGCUUCAUUGGGACUAUAAAAGUUUACAGCGUGUAGUUUGGAAUUACUCGGAAAAAGGGCAUGGCAAAGGAGCUCCUGAUAGUGUGGGAGAAGUAUUAAAAAUAGCAGCUGAUCGGAUUGUUGCUGUAGGGAAUGAUUUUCCAAAUAUUGAUCUCCUUAUUAGUCACCUUCAAAUUCAAAUAUCCGAGGGUAUGAUAAUGGAAGUUCACGAAUCUGGCAUUUUGGAGACGGAACUAUUAAUUCCCUGUGAUUUAAAAGAAUUUCGAGGCACCAUGAGAGUUCAUCAAACGAUAUGGACCUGUAAUAAUCCUAAGGUCCUAGCCAUGAGACACCUUAGCUGUAAUUUAGAAAAAUGUUCUGAAGAAUCAAAUUAUUGUCCCCAUGGACAACAUAUCGGUUUCUAUAAUAUCCGAAGUAUAACUUUGGAGAACACUAGUACCCCUAAAACUAUGAUAUCAAAAAAGACCGCAAUAAACGAAAAUCAGAUUGAUAUUACUGCUAACUCAAGCCCGAACUAUCGGCUGGCCGGAACUUCAAUCCAGAGUAACCAAUUUGAGAUUAAUAAUGCCGAUAGAGAGGAGUGGACGGAGGAACGCGAGCAACGAUGCGGUUGGGGAGGUUUAAGACCAGCGUGGCUUCAACGUUUUCGAACAGCCAAAUGGGCACUAUUCUGGUUGUGCUGGGCCGGUGCUAUACAGGGAAUGGUGGUGAAUGGCUUCGUGAAUGUGGUGAUUACGACAAUAGAGAGAAGGUUCGGUCUUCGGUCGAUGCAGACGGGAGUCAUUGCUGGGGGAUACGAUAUGGCGUCUUUCGUGUGUCUCGCACCAGUCACAUAUCUGGGGGGUAGAAACAGUGCAUCCAAACCUCGUUGGCUGGGUUGGGGGGUGCUGCUGAUGGGAGCAGGGUCUCUACUCUUCGCACUUCCCCAUUUUCUCGUGCCCCCUCACAAAGCUGCUGGAGAUAAGCUGGAGGGUCUCUGUGUGGUUAACCAGACUGUGUCUAGCUGGAAGGACGAGCCGGAAGAGAGUGGUGCGUGGGCGGUCGCCAUAUUCGUGGUUGCACAGCUACUACACGGCGCGGGUGCAACACCCUUAUUUACUCUAGGCGUCACGUAUAUAGAUGAAAACGUUUCGAAGAAGAUGUCUUCAGUUUAUUUAGGCGUUUAUUAUAUGAUGGCGGUCGUGGGACCAGCGCUGGGCUACGUGAUGGGUGGACAGAUGCUUAAAAUAUACACAGACUUUGUGACCAUCGAUCCUGAAACGUUAGGUAUAACUCCGCAAAGUUCGGCGUGGAUCGGCGCUUGGUGGAUAGGUUUUAUAAUAUCUGCAAUACUGUGCCUUAUCGUCGCGAUACCGAUUCUCGCCUUCCCAUAUGAAUUACCAGGGGCGGCAGAAAUCCGAGAAUCAAAGGUAUCUGAGGCUCACGACGGGUCAGCGGCGAAGACAACCGCUUUCAGCGCUUUACACGAAUUACCAAAGGCUGCUGCAGCGUUAUUCAAAAAUCCCACGUUCAUGUUCUUGAAUUUGGGCGGAGCCAGCGAAGGUCUGUUCAUAUCUGGCUUCGCGGCGUUUCUGCCGAAGCUAAUUGAGAACCAGUUCUCGGUGAACGCUUCAGAAGCCGCAUUGUUAUUGGGUAUCGUAACAGUACCGGCGGGUGGCGGCGGAACAUUCCUAGGGGGCUGGCUGGUCAAGCGCUGGAAGCUCGCGUGUGCGGGCAUCAUCAAACUUUGCGUAGGCGCCACUUUACUCGCGGGGGUGUUCUGCUUCGCGUUUGUACUGAACUGUGACGACCAUCCGUUUGCUGGCGUCACUAUACCAUACGACAGUCCUAAUGUGCCGGGGGCAAGCCAGCUGACGGCGCAGUGCAACGCGGCGUGCGGCUGCCCGGCGGCGCGGCUGGCGGCGGUGUGCGGCGCGGACGGGCGCGCCUACGCGUCGCCGUGCCACGCCGGCUGCGCGCGCGGCCGCCGCGUCGGCGCCUCCACGCUCUACUCCGACUGCGCCUGCGUCAGCGCUACCGACCACUUCCUUACUGAAAACAACACAACGAUGGUAUUUGAAGCGAUCAACAGCGCUUGCAAAUCCGAGUGCCCUUAUUUAUGGGUGUUCGUCUUUCUCUCUUUCUGCGUGAUGCUGUUCACCUUCCUAGCGACUAUGCCUGCACUUGCUGCUACGUUAAGAUGUGUGCAAGAGGAACAGCGUUCAUUCGCGCUCGGCAUCCAGUGGAUCCUGGUCCGGCUGCUGGGGACCAUCCCCGCGCCGCUGCUCUUCGGAUUUCUCAUAGACUUGUCCUGCAGGCUCUGGACCAGUGGCGCUUGCUUGCUUUAUGACAACUUGAAUAUGAGCAGGUACAUGUUAGGAUUAGCCUUAGUAGGUAAAUUAUGUUCCUUUUUAUUCUUCUUCCUCGCAUGGUGGUUCUACCGACCGCCGGGGAACACCAACGCUGUGAGUCCCGCCAUAGAUUUAACUCACGAGAAAACUAACGGAAUAUCCACCAUCGCUAACGGAACUUUAGAUAGAAGUAACGGAUAUUGUAACGCUGCUUUAGAGAGCAGUGAUCACUUG
Messenger RNA from Brenthis ino (lesser marbled fritillary), 2583 nucleotides. The record is from the annotation of a GenBank genome assembly. NCBI's taxonomy places the organism in Eukaryota, Metazoa, Arthropoda, Insecta, Lepidoptera, Nymphalidae.